AUGUGGCUGUUCAGAGGCGCCCAGUCUGCGAUCUUUUAUUACGCGGCCUGCACCCCUUGCACGGAGCAGUUGCAGAGACGAAAGAGGAAGAGGGAUGCGCUCAGGACAGCACGUGAGGUAGGCAGGGAUGCCCUCGUUGCAGACCAGCCGGUAUUCUACCAGCCAUCGCCCUUCAGCACGAACACGUACUGGAGCGAGGAGAUCGCCUUGGGGCCUGGGCCGCCGACGAGGAGAGGGAGGAACAAUGCCGCCAGUCGGACGAGCAGCCAGAGGAAUCUAGCGUCGCUGGAUAAGCCCGCUGUGACGGAGAGGGCGGUCUUGACGGGGGUGUUGGAGGAUUCGUCAGUACCGGAGGAUAAGAAGGAUCUAGACAGAGUAGACCGUCGGUGGAAUAGUGUGCGGUACCAGAGAGAUGACGAGGCCCUCUGGGGGUAUGAUGGGAAGUGGUCGUCUACAAGUCUGCGCGCAACGACGAGGGGCUCGUCAAAGUACUCGAUAGAUCCCCCGCCAGAGGUCAAUGACCUGUACCCGCCAAUUGCAGGCGCAAUCCAAAACAAGGAAGAGAUCCAAUGGAUGCUCCAGCCGCCACCAAGUGCGAAGGUCAUGGAGGGCAAGGUCAGGGCAGAUUCGUCGUCGAGGUUAUCGUCCAGUGGCAGCCCGUUGCUCAGAGGUGUCAAGCCAUCAUCAAGUACCGCCUCCCGCUAUGACAGGGGCGGACAAUCACCUCUUGUUCGGCCAUCUCCUGCCCAGAGAGCCGAAUCAUCCUCAUACAGCCCUAUAAAGUCACGCAAAUCUUCGACCGCGGCCGCUAUGCCCCGCCUAAUACCCAUCGAUUCAUCCAUAUCCCUCUCAAACACCGCCCAGUCUCCAGGAUCGUCACUCCCGCUUCCAUCUACAACUGCCCCAGCUUCUUCUUCAUCAUCUCCUCCCCCACGAGGCAUCCGAAGCCAAUCCUACGACCACCACGGGCAGCAAGCCAACCUGUCCUCAUCGGUCGAGUCCAAUUCUAACUCACCGCUGGAACUAAAACCCUACGUCUCCCUACCUAGCCUUCAAUCCCCCAACGCCCGCCAGCACCACAGAUACGAGACUGAAUAUCGUCCAGCUUCCAAGGAAACUAUCGACAGCGGAAAGGCGUUCCAUCCCACUACUCCUUCAACUCCCUGGCUACGCGCCGCUAACCACCCAAAUAUCUCGAAACUACCAUCCACCAGCACCCUACACAUCAAUGAUAUCGACAACUCUAGCGCUGACCACGCAAUUGACGAGGAAGAGUUUGACCGACUAGAUCGGAUCAGAACCUACCGUUGGAGUAUGGACUUCUAA
Messenger RNA from Arthroderma uncinatum, 1326 nucleotides. RefSeq lists its product as uncharacterized. NCBI's taxonomy places the organism in Eukaryota, Fungi, Ascomycota, Eurotiomycetes, Onygenales, Arthrodermataceae. The transcript has a single exon. The coding region runs from base 1 to 1326 and encodes 441 amino acids. The record is from RefSeq and is a predicted model, not a curated record.